Messenger RNA from Daphnia magna, 1985 nucleotides. Its product is annotated as Ig-like and fibronectin type-III domain-containing protein 1. The record is from RefSeq and is a predicted model, not a curated record. Gene Ontology annotation, molecular function: protein binding. NCBI's taxonomy places the organism in Eukaryota, Metazoa, Arthropoda, Branchiopoda, Diplostraca, Daphniidae.
AUGACCCAAGGAAUGGAGUCUAUUCACCACCAUUUUGACUCCAAGUCUUGGGUUCUCGGUACAGAUUUGCUAGCGUCGAAAGCGAUAGCAACCGCUUAUGAGAUGGACCAACAACUGCACGUUAUUCAACCUCGAGCAGUCAUCAACAACUUGAAAUCGAAGAAGCUUUACAAUUUCUUCGUGCUGGCAGCCAAUGACCACGGAACGUCCUUGCCGUCUUCAAUCAUAACAAUCAACAUCACUAAAGAAGCUUUGUCGAAUGGAACGAUUUCCGGCGUCCCGUCAGCCCCGCAAGGAAUCUCGGUAACCAGCCGAAGUGCCGAUUACAUCACAGUUUCAUGGCAACAACCAGCACUCGUCCAUCCAACUGAUCGACUCACUUACACGACAUUCACCCUCGAAUGUGAAGUUGAUGCACAUCCCACUCCGAAGCUGAGUUUCAGCCGGGAUUCCAGCGCUAUGGAUAAAAUCACGAACAGCAGCAAAUACGAAGUUCGAAUUCUUCGUGAGAACCGCGAGCCCGACGCCAAUUACAUUAUGCAGCUGAUGGUCAGGAAUAUGAAUGUCUCCGACUCGGGCGUCUACUACUUUAACGCCCAAAAUAAUUUCGGCACUUUUGCGCAAGUCAUGAAACUACAAGCACGCCAGAAAGCAGUUCCGUCCGUCAUGAAUGUGGCCAAAUGCUGCGAAGAGCAAAACGUGACCUCCACCUGCAUGGACGCGUGCACUUUGUUUUUGGACAUUGAGAGCGUCAUUGAGGAAUGCAUCGAAGAUUUUCACAAACUCAUGCGAUGCGCAGCUGAUGGCUCUGAUCAUCGUGGUUGCUGUACCCAAUGGGGAGUACCUCGGCGUUGCUUGGACUGGUGCCGAGGCGAAGCCGUUUCCAGCAUUGAACUCUGCGCCCUCACUUACACGAAACCUAUCAUUUCGUGUUUCCACGAAGGCAAAGAGAGUAUCCCGGGACCACCGCGCAACGUACGGAUUCAACUUGAAAAAGAUAACUCAGUCAAAGUUUUAUGGGACUCACCGGCUAAGAAUCCUGACACUGUCGAAUUGUACAGGGUUUUCUGGCGACUUCAAGCCGUGAAAAAAACUGAGAAUGACACCCGAUUGACAUGGCUCAAUCUUGUCGGUCUCAAAGAAAACAUGCCGUACGAAUUAGUCGUCAAAGCUGGGAACCGUGACGGUACAAGUACUCUGACGGAGCCUCUCGUCUUUACCCUGAGUGACAAAUUUAUUAUUUCAACCAGCACCCAUUCUAAUAAUCCGUAAAUCGGAGUUCCUGUGGGCGUCGUCGUUGCACUUAUCCUUAUUGUUUGCGCUGUGGUCUGCGGCGUCUAUUGUUUACGCAAGAGAAACAUAAUCGGCAUCAAGCUGACAGGAGGCAUGCGAUUCGAUAAUGCCCCUUUCCGAGGAAACAGUCAGGCCUGCAACGAUACGUUGCAAAUCGUUCAAAAUGAAGUGGUAAAUGAUGCCAGUGAGGUGGCGACACCCAACGGGGGUUGGAGGCAAGAGGCUCUUGAAGUAGUUCCAGCCACAGAAGUGGGGCCCUCGCUUUACGAAGAAUUACGUUUGGGGACUGCCGGUGCGGGAUUCAAGAGGCUUAAAUAACAGCUGACAGGUAGAAGUAAGAUUGAAAUUGCGAUUCAAAUAGCGAUUAGAUGGAUCUUUGGAUUUCAUCGUAGUUGUAUUUGUUUAUUUAUAUCUUGACCUUUAACUAGUAAAUAACAACAUCAUCCGAAAAAUUUCCCAUCUUUGUCUAAUUACGAAAUAUACACUGUGUUUUUGUUAGUUUUUGCGUACUUCAAGUUCUGUAGUUGUUUUGUUUUUCUGCAUCUUUUUACUCUUAUUUCUGGCUGUUCUUGCUUGUUGUCGGUUAUUUGGUACUUGGCAUCAUUGGAAACGAAACGUUGGAAAUAGUCCGUAAAAUAGUACCUCUGCAUGUUAGUUGAUUGUACUGUAAAUAAAAAAGAUUUUUAGCGUCA